AUGGCUUCUUUGGCUAAGAAGUUUGCGGGCAUGUCUGGCAAGACAUCUACGUUCGGGAAAGGCGCUCUUCAGCGUUCUCUCCAAAGGCCUUCUCCGCCACCACUUACCACGGUGGACAAGGCCCUCAUUGCAGAGCUCAAUGCUCUGCAAAUAGCAACCACGCCCGUUUCUCACAACGUGGCAGUGUUAUCCAACGCUGAGGUCCAGUACCUCGGCCAGGACAACAAACAUCUCAAGGGCCUCAGAAACUACAAGCCCUCCAACGUCUUUCAGGGGACUAUUCCCCAUUGCAGCCCCAGAAAGCCAAAGGCUUCCAAGCCCAAGGCUACGGCUGGCAGAAAGAUGGGCAAUGCCGCCCAAACGGGUGGUGUUGCAAAGCGCCCAGCUCAACCAAGGUGCCCACGCAAGCCCAAGGCUGCUGCUGAGGCUGCUGGUGCUGCUGCCAAACAGGAGCAGCAGACCAAUGCCAUCAUGACGGAGCUUGUCUCCAUGGGCGUUGGUCAGCAACGUCCUACUCCCCCACUGGACGUUGCCCAUCCUGCUGAUGCCUCUGCCUCGGCCGCUCCUACUACCCACACGGAGCAAGACUCGGCUCACUUCUUGUCAGUGGACGUCGUCUCCAGGGAGGCUGGCGAGCAGGGUCCAACCCUCCCUCUUCCAGACGCAAGUUUGGAAGAGUUGCUCAUCCUUGAGAUGAGCAAACUUGGCAUCCACAUGGAUGAGGACGAGCCUGAAAAGGCUGACACUCCCAUGGAGGACAUGUCAGGUUCAGGUUCUGAGGACCUGGAGAUGUCAGAUGACAUCUCAGAACCCUCUACCAUCUCUACAGAUAGAGAGAUGGGCUACAUCAUCCGCCCCGUGGCAGACACGGUGGUGGAUGAUGAUGAGUCGGAUAUGUCUGUCGAGGACGACAGUGAGUGGGAGUUGGAGUUGGCUCUGCACAGAGCCUUCAAGAAGCAAAGAACUUGCUAG
Molecule: messenger RNA, 972 nt
Organism: [Torrubiella] hemipterigena
Lineage: Eukaryota; Fungi; Ascomycota; Sordariomycetes; Hypocreales; Clavicipitaceae
Source: the annotation of a GenBank genome assembly